GUUUGAGUGUCGACGGAGGAAAGGGGCGACUCCGAUUAACUCCGAUGGAGACGAAGCUUUCGCAGUUCAUCUUCUAAUUUCUAGUUCCGGAGCAAUGGAGACGAUGCUUUCGCAGUUCAUCUUCUGAUUUCUGGUUCCGGAGCAGACUUCGAGCCACCGAUAAGUCUUCACAGGAAGAUAAAUUCUAGUUCUUUUGGGUUUGUAGAGAUAUGGACAGAAUCAGUGAGUUAUCAGAUGAGUUGCUGGUUAGGAUAUUAUCGUUUCUUCCAACAAAAGUUGCAGUCUCCACUAGCAUUUUGUCGAAACGAUGGGAGUGUCUUUGGAUGUGGUUGCCAAAACUUGAUUUCGUUAGCAGCCAUUGCACAAGGUCUGAGUGCGAGAGUUUACGGUGUCUUCUUGACAGAAGUCUGCCAUUGUAUAGAGCUUCGGUCAUGGAAAGCUUCCGUCUCGAUUUAUCUUUCUCACGGUAUAAACCUGAAGAUGUCAAACUGUGGGUUGUAAUUGCAGUUUCUCGCUGCCUACGCGAGCUUGACAUUGUUUAUGAUUCUUACUUGGACAAGCAAUGCAUAUUGCCGAGUAGUUUGUAUGCUUGCAAAUCGCUUGUGGUCUUGAAACUCGAAGGCGAUAUUCUCUUGGAUGUUCCUCGUAGGGUUUGUCUUCCUUCUCUGAAAACUUUGCAGCUUCGAAAUGGGACUGGCUUAGAUGGAGAAUCUCUUAAGCGGCUUCUAUCUAUUUGCCCUGUUCUUGAGAAUCUAUCGGUGGAUUUUUGUCAUCGUGACGACAAUGUGGGAAAGAUCAUUGUCAUUGUCAUGUCUUUGCAGAGUUUAUCGCUCUCUAUACCUCGUGAAUGUUAUCUAGAUGGGUUAGAGAUAGAUACUCCCUCUUUGAAGUAUUUGAAACUUGAGGAUCUGAAUGAUGAGAAUGAAUCUUGUGUGAUUGAGGAUAUGCCUAAGCUGGAAGAAGCAUAUAUACAUGUUAGAUUCCCUGACAUCAAGAGUAUCAUCGGAUCAAUCACAUCUGUCAAGCGUCUUACUUUAUGUUCACAGGUUCUGUAUGGUAACGGUUUUGUCUUCAACCAGCUUGAGUAUUUGAAGCUCUGUGUUUGCACAAGGUGUUCGUCUAAUCUGCUUGCUCGGUUGCUCAAAGAUUCUCCUAACUUGCGAGUUCUUAACAUCUUUCAAAUAUUAGGUCGUGCUAGUAAAAUGGUUAGCUGGAAUCGACCGAGUACUGUUCCUGCAUGUUUUUGGUCGACUAUACAAACUUUCAUCUGGUCAGGAUACAUGGGAAGACCACAAGAGAAAGAUGUUGCGGUUUACGUCUUGGAAAACGCUCAUCGCCUAUAUACUGCAAGAAUCUCGUCUGAUGAAAAAUUUAUUCCAAAAUUUGAAAUGCUCAAGGAGUUGUCUGUUUGUUCACGAGCCUCAACGACAUGCCGACUCUUUUUUGAUUAAGUGUUGUAAUUUGUUAGAUGUUUUUAUAUAAUAGGAUUCGAACUUCCAUCUGUAUCUGUUUGUUGUUGAAGUAAUUGCACAUUC
Eutrema salsugineum is the source of this 1535-nucleotide messenger RNA. Its product is annotated as FBD-associated F-box protein At4g10400. Lineage: Eukaryota; Viridiplantae; Streptophyta; Magnoliopsida; Brassicales; Brassicaceae. Gene Ontology annotation, molecular function: protein binding. The coding region runs from base 210 to 1451 and encodes 413 amino acids. The transcript is spliced from 4 exons. The record is from RefSeq and is a predicted model, not a curated record.